This is a messenger RNA of Acanthoscelides obtectus, 1159 nucleotides long. Lineage: Eukaryota; Metazoa; Arthropoda; Insecta; Coleoptera; Chrysomelidae. The record is from the annotation of a GenBank genome assembly.
AGACUUGUGACCAUUCUGCUCUGCAUCGUUUUGUGUUGUGAAAUCGUUGAAUUUAGUGUUGAACUCCUGAAGUUUUUUUACAUUUGUUUUUUGUGGUCUUGUACUUUACAAUGUCCUGUAGAGUACCUCAUAUAGAUACAAUUCCAAAAAAGGAUAAUAGCUCAGAUUAUUUGAAAAAAGCGCAUCACUUCUAUGAGCAGUCAAACUUCCCAAAAGCCUAUAAAUAUUUUGUGCAAUACUUCGAAAGUCUUAACAGCAUUUCGGAUGUUUCCCCUGAGGAUCAGGGGAUAUUUACAGGAGUUGUAACUAAAAUUGCCACAGUGCUUGAAGAAACUGAUGAUGUCGAAGAACUUCUCAAGUGUUACUUACAAACAAUUAAUUUAUUUCCUGACAAUUAUUUCAUCUUAAACAGUCUUGGUGCUUAUAUGUUCAAGUAAGUAGAGCAAAGAUUACUCAAGCUUAGGCAUAAUUACCAAUGAAGGUUCUUUGUAGAUUAGGAGAAAAUGAUAUUGCAAAGAAAUAUCUAGAACUUGCACUGGAAUCACAUCCAUAUUUUUUGCCUGUAAAAAGGAAUUUAUUGCAUUUGAGUUGGAAUGAAAUGCCAAGGUGGCAUUUCAGAAUGAUGAAUGAUAGGCUGAGAAAUCAGGCAUAUGAUAAGGCAAUUACGUCACUUAUUAGUAAAGGGUACAAAAAUGCUAUUGACAUAGGGGCUGGAUGUGGUUUACUAAGUUUGAUAGCAUCUAAGAAUCCUGAAGCCUCAGUUGUAGCGAUAGAAGAAAGUAAAACUCUUGCCAGAAUGUGUAAAGAUGUAUUGAUAGAGAAUAAUGUUAAAAAUGUUGUAAUAAUGAACUGUUAUUCCACAGAUAUCAAAGAACCAUUGGGUAAAUGUAACCUGAUAGUGACAGAAACAUUUGACGUUGCUCUCUUUGGAGAAAGAGUCCUAGAAAGUAUUCAUCAUGCACUUAGUACCUUGAAAACGGAAGACGAUUUCAAAGUAGUGCCUGCUAGAGCCAAAGUGUACAUAACAGGUAUUAAUCUGCCGUUUAUUUUAUAUUAAAAUACUCACACUUUCUAAAACUUGAUAUCUAAAUCAGGAUGGAGGGGGCAGUUGCCCCCUCUCUAGAGAAAAACUGCAUUCCCUUCGGUUUUUUUAUGCGGC